This is a messenger RNA of Paramecium octaurelia, 10036 nucleotides long. The record is from the annotation of a GenBank genome assembly. Lineage: Eukaryota; Ciliophora; Oligohymenophorea; Peniculida; Parameciidae.
AUGCCUUUUGUAAAUAAGUGGGGAGAUUAAGUCACAUUGGAAAUAGUUAGACAACUGAUCGAUUAGGGUGGUUUCUAUAUGUUAGACAAAGCCUAAAGAGGUAAUUUCAGAGGUAUCAAGAACCUUACAUACAUCGGAGCUAUGUAACAUCCAGGAGGUGGUAGAAAUGAUAUUCCCAACAGAUUGAAGAGACAAGCAGUCAUUUUCAAUAUGAUUUUGCCACUCUCAGUUGAAGGCAUUUAUGGUCCAAUCAUCAAACAUUAAUUCAAGGCUAAAUACUUCUCCGCUGAUGUCAAUAGAGCUAUUGAUACAUUAACUGGUGCAACCAUUUAAAUUUGGAAUAAGGUCAAAGCAACUAUGUUACCAACACCUGCUAAAUUCCAUUACGUGUUCAACAUGAGAGAUUUAUCUCGUGUCUUCAAGGGUAUCCUAUCAGUCAGAAAGGAAACAAUAAACACUGCUGCUUAAGUUGGACCCAUGAAAUCUGAUGUAUUUUUAGUUGGAUUAUGGAUGCAUGAAUGUGAAAGAGUCUUUGUCGAUAAAAUGACUAAUCAAAAAGAUAAGGAUCAAGUAUGUAAUUACAUUAAGGAUAUUGCUUUGGAUCUCUAUAAUCAUCUAGAUAGUGAAAUCUAGGAUAAAUUCAGCAAGGAGAAGUUAUUCUUAAUGUGUGAUUUCUUGAAGGAAGACAUAAAGAAUGAGGAUGGAUUAGUUGAAGUUGAAGCUGAAAAGAUUUAUGAGGGAGUUAACUCUAUUGAUAGAUUAAGAUUAAGAUGUAACACACUUUUACAAGAUUAUAAUGAUAAAUAUCCAGCAAAGAAGAUGAGUCUAGUGCUUUUCGAUGAUGCUAUCAAACAUUUGUUGCGUAUUUCAAGAUUGAUUAAAUAACCAAGAUCAAAUGCUUUAUUAGUAGGAGUUGGUGGUUCAGGUAAAUAAUCUUUGACAAGAUUGGCUGCUGAUAUCUUGAAGAAUGUGUGCUAUUAAAUUAUUUUGACUAAAAAUUUCAGUGAAAAAGACUUGAAAGAAGAAAUUAAGAAGUUGUUUGAUUGGGCUGGCCAUCUUGGUAAAUAGGUUACAUUCAUCUUGACAGAUAGUGAAGUGAAGAAGGAAGAAUUCUUAGAAUAUAUCAAUAUGAUCUUAUCAACAGGAGAAGUGGCUGGUUUAUUGGCUAAGGAUGAAAAGGAAGUUUGGUUGGCAGAUGUUAGAAAUGAUUAUGUCAAAGAGAAAUAAUUGGGUAAUAUUGAUCCUCCUUAGAGUGACUUGUAUGCCUAUUUGGUUGAUAGAAUAAGAGAUAAUUUGCACAUUAUUUUGUGCUUCUCACCAGUAGGUUAGAAAUUCAGAGAUAGAUCUCGUAAAUUCCCAGCCUUGUUCAAUGAAUGUACAAUCGAUUGGUUCUUGCCAUGGCCUGAAGCUGCUUUGGUUAGUGUUGCUGAAACAUUCAUCAAGAAUUUCAAAGAAUUAGAUACAACUAAUGAUAUCAAAGAAGAAUUGAUGAAACAUAUGGGUAAUGUUCAUAUUAUGGUUAACUCUGUUUGUGAGCUUUAUUUCCAAAAGAUGAGAAGACAAGUCUAUGUUACACCAAAGAGUUAUCUUUCUUAUUUGAAUUCUUAUAAGGAAUUGUAUUUGAAAAAAUACGCUGAAUUAGAUCUUCAAGAGAAUUCAUACAAGAUUGGUUUGAAUAAGAUCAAUGAGGCAGCUAAAUAAAUAGAAAAGAUGGGUGUUGCUUUGAGGGAAGAAGAGGCUUAAUUGAAGGAAGCAUCUGAGAAGACUGAAAAGUUAUUAGAAGAUUUGGAGAAAGAAAGCAAGAAGGCCAAUUAAAAGAAUGAUGAAGUCGAGGCCACCACUGCUUAAUGUAUGAAAUAAGCAUAGAUGAUUGCCAGUGAGAAAUAGGCUGCUGAGAAGGAUUUGGCUGCUGCUAUGCCUGCACUUNAGUCUUCGAUUACUAUAUCUACUUAGAUGAAAGAGGUACUUGUGAAUGGAAACUCAUAUCACCAGAAGAAUGGAAGGCCCCAGAUAAAUUCUAAUUCUCACAAUUACUCAUGCCCACUGUAGAUUCAUUCAGAGCUGAAAUGAUCUUAUCAUACAUUCUUAAUCAACCAAAGGCAUCACCAUAACCACCUGUCAGUUGCAGUUAUGUUAUCUUAGUCGGAGGUAGUGGUACAGCCAAAACAUCAAGUGUUCUUAUGUAUGCCAACAAAUUCAACAAAGAAAAGAUGUUGUUCAAGAGAAUCAACUUUUCAUCUGCUACUCUACCUAGUCACUUCUAAGCUGCCAUUGAAGCUGAAUGUGAUUUCAAAAUAGGUAAAGAUUUUGCUCCUCCUCAAAAUAAAAACAUGACUGUAUUCAUUGAUGAUCUUUCAAUGCCUUUUGUAAAUAAGUGGGGAGAUUAAGUCACAUUGGAAAUAGUUAGACAACUGAUCGAUUAGGGUGGUUUCUAUAUGUUAGACAAAGCCUAAAGAGGUAAUUUCAGAGGUAUCAAGAACCUUACAUACAUCGGAGCUAUGUAACAUCCAGGAGGUGGUAGAAAUGAUAUUCCCAACAGAUUGAAGAGACAAGCAGUCAUUUUCAAUAUGAUUUUGCCACUCUCAGUUGAAGGCAUUUAUGGUCCAAUCAUCAAACAUUAAUUCAAGGCUAAAUAUUUCUCCGCUGAUGUCAAUAGAGCUAUUGAUACAUUAACUGGUGCAACCAUUUAAAUUUGGAAUAAGGUCAAAGCAACUAUGUUACCAACACCUGCUAAAUUCCAUUACGUGUUCAACAUGAGAGAUUUAUCUCGUGUCUUCAAGGGUAUCCUAUCAGUCAGAAAGGAAACAAUAAACACUGCUGCUUAAGUUGGACCCAUGAAAUCUGAUGUAUUUUUAGUUGGAUUAUGGAUGCAUGAAUGUGAAAGAGUCUUUGUCGAUAAAAUGACUAAUCAAAAAGAUAAGGAUCAAGUAUGUAAUUACAUUAAGGAUAUUGCUUUGGAUCUCUAUAAUCAUCUAGAUAGUGAAAUCUAGGAUAAAUUCAGCAAGGAGAAGUUAUUCUUAAUGUGUGAUUUCUUGAAGGAAGACAUAAAGAAUGAGGAUGGAUUAGUUGAAGUUGAAGCUGAAAAGAUUUAUGAGGGAGUUAACUCUAUUGAUAGAUUAAGAUUAAGAUGUAACACACUUUUACAAGAUUAUAAUGAUAAAUAUCCAGCAAAGAAGAUGAGUCUAGUGCUUUUCGAUGAUGCUAUCAAACAUUUGUUGCGUAUUUCAAGAUUGAUUAAAUAACCAAGAUCAAAUGCUUUAUUAGUAGGAGUUGGUGGUUCAGGUAAAUAAUCUUUGACAAGAUUGGCUGCUGAUAUCUUGAAGAAUGUGUGCUAUUAAAUUAUUUUGACUAAAAAUUUCAGUGAAAAAGACUUGAAAGAAGAAAUUAAGAAAUUGUUUGAUUGGGCUGGCCAUCUUGGUAAAUAGGUUACAUUCAUCUUGACAGAUAGUGAAGUAAAGAAGGAAGAAUUCUUAGAAUAUAUCAAUAUGAUCUUAUCAACAGGAGAAGUGGCUGGUUUAUUGGCUAAGGAUGAAAAGGAAGUUUGGUUGGCAGAUGUUAGAAAUGAUUAUGUCAAAGAGAAAUAAUUGGGUAAUAUUGAUCCUCCUUAGAGUGACUUGUAUGCCUAUUUGGUUGAUAGAAUAAGAGAUAAUUUGCACAUUAUUUUGUGCUUCUCACCAGUAGGUUAGAAAUUCAGAGAUAGAUCUCGUAAAUUCCCAGCCUUGUUCAAUGAAUGUACAAUCGAUUGGUUCUUGCCAUGGCCUGAAGCUGCUUUGGUUAGUGUUGCUGAAACAUUCAUCAAGAAUUUCAAAGAAUUAGAUACAACUAAUGAUAUCAAAGAAGAAUUGAUGAAACAUAUGGGUAAUGUUCAUAUUAUGGUUAACUCUGUUUGUGAGCUUUAUUUCCAAAAGAUGAGAAGACAAGUCUAUGUUACACCAAAGAGUUAUCUUUCUUAUUUGAAUUCUUAUAAGGAAUUGUAUUUGAAAAAAUACGCUGAAUUAGAUCUUCAAGAGAAUUCAUACAAGAUUGGUUUGAAUAAGAUCAAUGAGGCAGCUAAAUAAAUAGAAAAGAUGGGUGUUGCUUUGAGGGAAGAAGAGGCUUAAUUGAAGGAAGCAUCUGAGAAGACUGAAAAGUUAUUAGAAGAUUUGGAGAAAGAAAGCAAGAAGGCCAAUUAAAAGAAUGAUGAAGUCGAGGCCACCACUGCUUAAUGUAUGAAAUAAGCAUAGAUGAUUGCCAGUGAGAAAUAGGCUGCUGAGAAGGAUUUGGCUGCUGCUAUGCCUGCACUUUUAAGAGCCUAAGAAGCCGUCGAUUCUUUAGAUAAGAAGGAUAUUGAUGAAAUGAAGGCCAUGAAAACCUUGAUGGACAUUAUGAAAGCCAUUAUAGAUUCCAUUGUUGUUUAUUUCAUGGGUAAGUUAUUGCCAGUCCAAUCAUUCUAAGUGAAAAUCAGUAAGAUAGAUUAUACAUUUUUGAAGGAUUCAUUUGAUGAAGGUGGUAAAUCAGUUCUUUUUGAUAUGAACUUCUUAAACAAAUUGAAGGGAUUUGAGAAAGAUGGUAUUAAUGAAGAAACCAUCGAAUUAUUGUAACCUUACAUGUCAUAGGAAUGGUUUAGUGAAGAAAAGGCUUAGAGUGCUUCAAAGGCUGCUUAAGGUCUAUUGAAGUGGGUUAAGGCCAUUUAUGAAUAUCAUGAGAAAUCAAAGAUCGUUAAACCCAAGAAAGUCUAUUUGUAAAUUUAAGAAGGUCGUCUUGAAAUGGCAAGAAAAGAAUUGGCAAAGGCUGAGAAAGAUUUAAAUGAAAUCAAGGAAUAUUUGGCUAAACUGAAGGAGACAUUCAACAAAUAAAUGGAAGAGAAAUCAUUUUUGGAACAAAAAUCAAAUAAAACUAAAAAGAGAAUUACUACAGCUAGAUAAUUGAUUGAAUCACUUUCAGAUGAAAAGACUAGAUGGGGAUAAGGAGCCACAGAGAUAGCUGAUCAGAAACGUAAAUUAAUUGGUAAUUGUUCAUUGGCUACAUCAUUUAUUUCUUAUUGUGGUCCAUUCAAUGCAGAAUAUAGAUAGUUAUUGGCAGGUGACUAUUUCGUAAAUGAUCAAAAGAGGAGAGGUGUUCCAGUUACACCAGGAUUGAAUUUGACAUAAUUCUUAGUCGAUGAUGCCACAGUAGGAGAAUGGAACUUAUAAGGAUUACCUAAAGACGAAUUGUCCAUUCAAAAUGGUAUCAUGGUUACAAAUUCAACCAGAUAUCCAUUGUUAAUUGAUCCAUAGGGAUAAGGUAAUUUCUGGAUCAGAUAGAAGUAUGCUGACAAAAUUGAACCCUUCAGAUGUAUUACUACAUUGAAUCAUCCUAAAUUCAAAGAUAACUUCUUAAAACCAUGUAUGUAAGAUGGAUUAUGUUUGAUUAUUGAAAAUAUCGAAAAUGAAGUAGAUCCCAUGUUAGAUCCAGUGCUUGAGAAGUAAAUCUAAGUCAAAGCCAAGAAGAAUAAGUAUAUUGAAGUUGGAGGUACUCAAAUGGACUUUGAUGAUGGAUUUAAAUUGUUUAUGUUUUGUAGAUUAGCCAAUCCUACAUUCUCUCCAGAAUUAUCAGCCAAGACAACCAUUAUUGACUUUACUGUUACUCAAGGUGGUUUAGAAUAAUAAUUGUUGGGUAAGGUCAUCAGUAAGGAGUAAAAGGCCUUGGAAGAUUCUCUCAAUUAAUUAUUGGCAGAUGUCAACUAAAAUAAGAAGGAUCUAUAAAGAUUAGAUAAGAAUUUAUUAGAAAGAUUGACUCAAUCUUCUGGUAAUCUUUUGGAAGAUGAGGGUUUGAUUGAAGUGUUGGGAAGCACUAAGACUUAAGCCAAGGAAGUUUCUGUUAAAUUGUUGGAUGCUGAAGUCAAGACCAGAGAAAUUAAUGAGAAGAGAGAAUAAUAUAGACCAGUUGCAAUCAGAGGUUCAGCCUUAUAUUUCACAAUUUUGGAAGUGUCAUUAAUCAAUUGGAUGUAUAAUUCCUCUUUGGAACAAUUCUUGAAGUUAUUCAAUGAUUCGAUUGAUCAAUCUGAAAGAAAUACAUUACCCUCUAAAAGAGUAGAUAACAUCAUUAAAUAUCUCACUUUCCAUGUUUAUAAGUAUGUCAAUAGAGGUCUAUUUGAAAAGGAUAAGAUUUCAUUCAUUUUAAUGAUGUGUUUCAAAGUUAAAUAAACAGACAAAAAAAUUAAUGCAGGAGAUGUAUCAUAAUUCUUGAAGAGUGGUGCUGCUUUGGAUCCUAAAACUGAAAAAUAAAAGCCAUUCUAAUUCUUAGAUGAGAAAUAAUGGCUCAACAUUUUAGCUUUGUCUAGACAUCAUUUCAACGGAGAUCAAAUGGCAUUCUUUAGAGAUCUACCAGAAUCCAUUUCGAGAAAUGAACAAUAAUGGAGAUAAUGGAAUGAUAGAAAUGAUCCUGAGAAUUCACCAAUACCAGACUUUGCUGAACGUAUAGCAGCUGAUAAAGAAAUUGGUCCAUUCAUUUCUUUAUGUCUCGUAAGAUCACUUAAGGAAGAUAGAACCUUAGUUGCUGCUACUCAUUUUAUUAAUGCUACUCUUGGUAAAGAAUUUACUGCUCCUAUUUCAUAUCCUAUUGAUUCUAUUUGGGCAGAAAGUUCCAAAANGGAGAAUGGAACUUAUAGGGAUUACCUAAAGACGAAUUGUCCAUUCAAAAUGGUAUCAUGGUUACAAAUUCUACCAGAUAUCCAUUGUUAAUUGAUCCAUAGGGACAAGGUAAUUUCUGGAUCAGAUAGAAGUUUGCUGACAAAAUUGAACCCUUCAGAUGUAUUACUACAUUGAAUCAUCCUAAAUUCAAAGAUAACUUCUUAAAACCAUGUAUGUAAGAUGGAUUAUGUUUGAUUAUUGAAAAUAUCGAAAAUGAAGUAGAUCCCAUGUUAGAUCCAGUGCUUGAGAAGUAAAUCUAAGUCAAAGCCAAGAAGAAUAAGUAUAUUGAAGUUGGAGGUACUCAAAUGGACUUUGAUGAUGGAUUUAAAUUGUUUAUGUUUUGUAGAUUAGCCAAUCCUACAUUCUCUCCAGAAUUAUCAGCCAAGACAACCAUUAUUGACUUUACUGUUACUCAAGGUGGUUUAGAAUAAUAAUUGUUGGGUAAGGUCAUCAGUAAGGAGUAAAAGGCCUUGGAAGAUUCUCUCAAUUAAUUAUUGGCAGAUGUCAACUAAAAUAAGAAGGAUCUAUAAAGAUUAGAUAAGAAUUUAUUAGAAAGAUUGACUCAAUCUUCUGGUAACCUUCUGGAAGAUGAGGGUCUAAUUGAAGUGUUGGGAAGCACUAAAACUUAAGCCAAGGAAGUUUCAGUGAAAUUGUUGGAUGCUGAAGUCAAGACCAGAGAAAUUAAUGAGAAGAGAGAAUAAUAUAGACCAGUUGCAAUCAGAGGUUCAGCCUUGUAUUUCACAAUUUUGGAAGUGUCAUUAAUCAAUUGGAUGUAUAAUUCCUCUUUGGAACAAUUCUUGAAGUUAUUCAAUGAUUCGAUUGAUCAAUCUGAAAGAAAUACAUUACCCUCUAAAAGAGUAGAUAACAUCAUUAAAUAUCUCACUUUCCAUGUUUAUAAGUAUGUCAAUAGAGGUCUAUUUGAAAAGGAUAAGAUUUCAUUCAUUUUAAUGAUGUGUUUCAAAGUUAAAUAAACAGACAAAAAAAUUAAUGCAGGAGAUGUAUCAUAAUUCUUGAAGAGUGGUGCUGCUUUGGAUCCUAAAACUGAAAAAUAAAAGCCAUUCUAAUUCUUAGAUGAGAAAUAAUGGCUCAACAUUUUAGCUUUGUCUAGACAUCAUUUCAACGGAGAUCAAAUGGCAUUCUUUAGAGAUCUACCAGAAUCCAUUUCGAGAAAUGAACAAUAAUGGAGAUAAUGGAAUGAUAGAAAUGAUCCUGAGAAUUCACCAAUACCAGACUUUGCUGAACGUAUAGCAGCUGAUAAAGAAAUUGGUCCAUUCAUUUCUUUAUGUCUCGUAAGAUCACUUAAGGAAGAUAGAACCUUAGUUGCUGCUACUCAUUUUAUUAAUGCUACUCUUGGUAAAGAAUUUACUGCUCCUAUUUCAUAUCCUAUUGAUUCUAUUUGGGCAGAAAGUUCCAAAACAGAUCCAGUAUUAUUCUUGUUGUCUGCUGGUGCUGAUCCUACUUCAUCCAUCGACGAUCUCUCAAGAAAGAAGAGAAAAGUAUUUUGUGAAAAAGUAUCAAUGGGAGAAGGUCAAGAAGAAGCUGCCAGAAGAGUCAUUAAAAAUGGGUUCGAAACUGGUAUGUGGGUUAUUCUAUAAAAUUGUCAUUUGGGUCUUAAAUUCAUGGAAGAAAUUGAAACCAUUGUUAAUCCAGAGGCAACCAUAAAUGAUGACUUCAGAUUGUGGAUUACUUGUGAAUAGCAUCCUAAAUUCCCAUUGGGUCUCUUGUAAAAGACUAUCAAAGUUACCAAUGAACCACCUAAGGGACUGAAGGCAGGUUUGUAUAAGACCUUCACUACAAUCAUCACCUAAGAAUUCUUGGAAAAGGUUGAACAUCCAAAUUGGAGAAGUCUUAUCUAUACAAUUUGUUUCUUGCACUCAAUUGUUAUUGAAAGACGUAAGUUCGGUCCUCUUGGAUGGUGUGUUCCUUACGAAUUUAACAAUCCAGAUCUUGAAGCUUCCCUUGCAUUUAUUGAAAAAUACUUGAAUUCAUUCCUUAGUGGACCUCCUUCAUAAUCACCAAACUUGAACUUGAAUAUGAAUGUCAUUAGAUACAUGAUAUGUGAAGUGCAAUAUGGUGGUCGUAUUACUGAUGAUUUGGAUAGAGAAUUGUUUAAUGCUUAUGGUGAAGAUUACUUAAAAGAAGCAAUCUUUGGAAAUGAGUAUGUUAUAGCUGAAGCACCAUUUGAUGCAGGAGGUGGUACUAAACCAACUAAAUUCUAAUACAAAAUCCCUGCCACAACUUAAAUGCCAGAACUCAUUAAAUAUCACGAUGUCAUUAAGUAAUUACCUGACAUUGAUAAUCCUGAAGUAUUUGGUUUACAUGUUAAUGCUGAUAUUACAUUUAGAAAGAAAGAAUCCACUGAAAUGAUUAUAACAAUUAUGGAUACUAGACCAAAGGAUUCCGGCGGUGGCGGUGGAAAAACAAGAGAAGAAAUAGUCUAGGAUAAAGCUAGAGAGUUACUAGCUAAAUUACCCUCAGACUAUGUUGAUCUGGAAGUCCGAGAAUAAGUUCGUAAAUUAGCUGGUCCAAAGAAUCUUCCAGAUAAGGGAUUGACUGUGCCACUUAACAUUUUCUUGUAUCAAGAAAUUCAAAGAAUGCAAAUAGUUAUUGCCAUUUGCAGGAAGACAUUGUCCGAUGUUAUUGAUGCAAUUGAUGGUCAGAUCAUUAUGACUCCUGAUAUUUUAGAAGCCAUUAAUUCUAUGUAUGAUGCCAAGGUUCCGCUUACUUGGGUUUAUGAUGCUACAGGAGUAGAAAUCUCAUGGAUCUUGCCCACUCUAGGAGCAUGGUUCAGUUCAUUGAUAGAUCGUAAUAAACAAUUAAAUGAUUGGUUGAAGAGCAACAGACCCAAUCACUUUUGGCUUGGUGGUUUCUUUAAUCCUCAAGGUUUCUUGACUGCAGUAAAAUAAGAAGUCACUCGUAUGCACAAGGGUAAACCAGGAGACAAGGAUGCUUGGUCAUUGGAUGAUGUUGUACAAUCCACUUAAGUUAAAGAAAGAGAAUAUGAGCAAAUCAGAGAUAUUCAAUCUGAAGGUGUCUAUGUGAGUGGAUUAUCUCUUGAGGGAUGUAAAUGGAGUAGAAAUGGACUUGAUGAGUCUGAACCUAAGAAGAUGUUUGCUCCUUUGCCCAUCCUUUAUGUCACUGCUAUCAAUAAGAAGAAAGGUGCUGAUGCUGAAAAGAAUUCCUCGACUUAUAGUUGCCCUGUUUAUAAGGUAUUAUUUUAUGUUUAUCAUCUUAGUAUCCAAGAAGAACUGACAAAUAUCUCAUUUGUAGAGUUGGAUUGCCUUGUGAAGGUACAGGUGCUCAUAAAUGGAAGUUAAGAGGAGUAGCACUCUUAUGUUCAACUGAAUGAGAUUUUAAUAUAUAUUAUAUAUUAUUUUAUAAACAAC